Messenger RNA from Toxorhynchites rutilus septentrionalis, 1989 nucleotides. RefSeq lists its product as uncharacterized. The record is from RefSeq and is a predicted model, not a curated record. Bases 1 to 1989 code for a protein of 662 amino acids. Lineage: Eukaryota; Metazoa; Arthropoda; Insecta; Diptera; Culicidae. The transcript is spliced from 2 exons.
AUGUCGAACCAGAACGAGAAAAGGAUGAAAGCUAAGGAGCUGAAGCGGAAGAACAUUAUUGACUCGAUUACCCGUUUGGAGAUAUUUUUACGGAAUUUUGAUCCUGAUGAACAUGGCCACGAAGUUCCACUACGUUUGCAGCGUAUCGAUAAGUUGAUGGAGUCUUUCGAAACAGUACAAUCACAGUACGAAGAGCUGGACGAUGAUGAAAACUUUGCACUAGAAAAUGUCGAAAUGCGAGCCAAUAUCGAGGAAAAAUAUUUUCAAGUGAAAGCUGGUGUGUUGGCGAAGCGCCCCACUCAUGAAUCGCCUGUGGCAUCAACCUCUACUCAAGCUAUGCCCCCUCGAUUACCAUUUCCCACCCCGCUGUCGAACGUUAAACUGCCGACGAUCACGCUGCCUGAGUUCGAUGGUGAUUUUAAUGGUUGGCUCCAUGACACUUUCCUUUCCAUGAUACACUCGUCCACGGAGAUAUCAAGUGUGCAGAAGUUUCACUAUCUCCGUGCUGCUCUAAAGGGAGAAGCAGCGAAUCUCAUUCAAUCAAUCACCAUCACGGCUGCGAACUACUCUGUUGCUUGGGACACGCUUGUCAAGCGUUAUUCCAAUAAGCGUCUAUUACGGAAGAAGCACAUACGAGCGCUCCUGAAAUACCCAAAAAUCUCGAAUAAUUCAGUGGAGGCGCUCCACCGCAUUCUUGAUGAUUUUCAACGGCACACCAAGGUACUGCAGCAAUUAGGAGAACCUGUCGAACAAUUUAGUUCCAUUCUGAUAGAGCUGCUGGUAGACAAAUUAGAUGACGCCUCCCACAGCGCAUGGGAGGAAUCAAUCGCAUCAGAUGAAAAUCCGGCCUACGAAAAAAUGGUUGAGUUCCUGCAGAAAAGGACUCGAGUACUGGAGACGAUUAUGAUCAACCGCCCCAAUCCAUCUCAAUCAAAAACCGAGAAUCCGAAUUCUGGAAUCAAAAAGAAAAAUGUUACCCGUGUCAGUUCCAAUGCUAUGAGUGAAACUGACAGCAAAGUCUAUCCGAUGUGCCCUGCCUGUGAGAAGCAGAGGCAUUUGCUAAUGAAAUGUCCCAUAUUCAACGAAAUGAAUGUUCAAGAUCGUCUAAGGGUCGUAAACGACAAAAAGUUAUGUGAUGCAUCAAAAGCUGCAUAUGGAGCAUGUAUUUACAUCCGAUCCGAAGACGCCCAUGGCAACGUCAAAGUGAGUUUGCUGGCUUCCAAAUCGAAGGUAGCCCCAUUGAAACCAAUCAGCAUUCCCCGGCUCGAGUUGUGCGCAGCUCUCCUCGCUACCCGUUUGUUUGAAAAAGUAGUUGCUGCUUUGGAUCAGAUUUCUUCUAGGAAGUACUUCUGGUCAGACUCAACAGUGGUCCUGCAGUGGAUGAAGGCUCCACCGCGGACCUGGAAAACUUUUGUUGCCAACCGUAUUUCCGAAAUACAAGCGACAACCCAUGGAUUCCCUUGGCUGCACGUUGCAGGGAUCGAAAAUCCUGCUGAUUUGUUGUCCCGCGGUUUUCCUGCUUACGAACUAGUCACCUGUGAUAAAUGGCUUCACGGACCAAGCUGGCUACACGGACCCAAGGAAGUGUGGCCCACUCAAAAUCUCCCGCGCACCGAGCUCCCAGUGGAAGAAUUGGAACAACGUACUGCAGCUGUGCUGACUCUCCAAACUUCUGCUCCCCACGAAUUGUUCCUGCGAUUCUCAUCAUACAAUAUGUUGCUGAAUGUGGUGGGAUGGGCAUUCCGAUUCAUCCACAAUACACGCUCAAAGAAUAUUCGAAUCCCGGACCGAGUGCUUCUCGUCAAGGAACUACACGUUACUAAGUUGUAUCUGACGAAACUAGUGCAAUCAGAAUCAUUCCCAGAUGAGUUAAUGGGCCCCUCUAUCUUAAGCCCUCGCACCGACGAGCAGCAUCGCAAAAAGUGUACGUAUGUGUAUUUGUGUGCUUUAGCACAAAAGCGGUCCAUCUUGAGUUGGCAGGCGACAUGA